Molecule: messenger RNA, 2978 nt
Organism: Bursaphelenchus xylophilus (pine wood nematode)
Lineage: Eukaryota; Metazoa; Nematoda; Chromadorea; Rhabditida; Aphelenchoididae
Source: the annotation of a GenBank genome assembly
AUGGAAUGUUUACCCGGCUGUGAAGUGAUCUUGCCCGAGAUCGGAACGGCCACAGUGAAGACAAAGUUUGAUGCCUGUCAGUCGCCGGCCGUCCUCUCCUUCUCCGUUCGAGUGAGUGUUAAUUAAAAAAGUUAUAGAGUUAUCUUGUGGGUCCAAAAGCUCGAAAACGAGUGAUAUUUCUAACCAAAAACUGUCAUUUUUCUCAUCAGAUGAUAUUUCGGAUGGGAUAUUUUUGGAGUUGGAAUAUUUGGCUAAUCUUCUGCGUUCUCCUUAAACAUCACCCCCAAGACUCUUUUUAUCUACGUGAGAAGUCGAGAUGCGAAUUUGAAAUCCAGCCGACCACAAUCUUUAUAUUGCCCUAGCAGAGCUAAUAUAAUAUAAAAACUAAAGCAUUAUAAGACGCCUUUUCCCCUCCACACCCACUUUUACGGAAAAAUGUCGGGCCUGAUCCGACGUUUUGGAGGUCCCAAUGGCGUCGUAUCUUGAUGUAUGUCUAAUCAUUUAAACAAACACUUUGUGGGGGGCGGCAUUCCCCACUUAAGCCAAUUAUGGGACCGACCUUUAGGAUUGAGUUGCAAACCAACUUCAAGUGGUCUUGGAAAAGCGUUGGGACAUGUUGAGGAUUACGUCAUCAAAUUAGGAAGAGGAUAGAGUUUUGAGAGGGGAGUGUCUCAAUGUGGGUACGGAUGAUGCUAGACUAGGCCGGAGGUAUAAAAAUUAUUAAAGAAUUAUUUAGAGAUUGCCCACAAAACAUCAUGUUUUUAUAAAUAUUACCUCCAGUUUUUGAUAACUAUUACUGCCAGUUAUUCUUUAAAAAUGGCCAUAGACUUAACGGCAGCGAGUCCUCAAUCUUACUGAGAUCUUUAUAAAUAUCGUUGAGAGUUCAAAUCUCUGUUUAUCAUUGUAAUCGCAUCCCCAUCUCCCUCCAUUUUCAGACUCUUGAGGAUUCGAAAGAUUAAAUUUGACAUCAUGUCUCCUUCUUUUUUUUACAUUUACAUCUCCGGUCUCUUAACGAAAAAUAUUCUAAUAAUGAGAAUUUAAUUGAUGGAUCGAGAAGGGGAGAAAAGGCGUUACGGGUGUCUUCUUAUUACAUUUAGCGCGCUUCCAAUUAUUCUCACAAUUUGAGUGGAAGGAAUAUUCGCCGAUAUAUUGCGACAGAUAGGAUGGAUGCCUCAGGAAAAAUAAAAAUUUUGCAGCAAGAUUAAUAGCCUCACAUAAAAGGGUGAUUUAUAUUAUUUUCACCUUUUUUAGAUCAUCUUUUUCCUCUAAAAAGUAUCAAAUAGACACACUAGUUGGACCUUACAUGGACAAGUAUAAUAUCAGCGUAUUAUCCUGUCCAAACAAUCCCAAAAAGCCGCAAAACGAAGUGCAUUAUCCUCAGAUGCGAACAAAGCAGCCAUCGCCCGCCUUUCAAGGUGUCGCCGUUAAUCUUCGGCCUUCGAAAAGUCUCCAGAAUCAGCCCAUAUCCUAAAAGUAAAUAAUUAAUUAGUCUCAUGGCUAGAGUGGCCUGAGAGACCGAGAUUGUGCAAUAAACCAGGAAACGAAUUGGAUUACAGUAACCAACUGUAAACAGAGAAGACAGAGUUGCGCAACAGGCUGCGAAAACAGAUAAGGUGGGAUCUCGAAGAACAAUGUGUAAUCCACUUCUUACUAAUGCUUGUCCCUUCUCUUUUCUCCGUCUUAAUCGCACACUUGUUAUGGCCGAUGUAAACAGCCCAUAAGCAUGGAUUCGGCCCUCUUAUCUGCCCAUCUGGUUUCUCUUCCCGGAAUCAGAAAUUGCCCAUGAUUAGAGGUCCUUUGGGAUUUGCAAAAACGAGGGGAAAAGUGCCGAUGAAAUUAAAAUAUAAUUCAUAUUAUGGUCUAUAGACUCUAAACAGUUUUAUUUUAGAGGAAAUUCUGUCUCACAACUUCGAAUUAAAAUUUAAAAAAUUGAAAAAAUAGUGGAAGUGAAGAAAAAAUGUGAUCCUCAAUAUUCCAGAGCGAUGGGAAGAUCACUUCGCACACCUUUGCCGCCGGAAAUGAACUCGAAAUCCGCCCAUUACGCAACAAUUACUGGCAACUCAAUCUCCGGGUCAGACUCAGGUCAGUGGGCGAUUCACAUCAUGCCGAGGCUUGUAUGGAGACGGUCCGGACUGGGAAUCUGACCUGCUUUAUGAACGGAGUCAUCCCGGAUUCGGCUUCAGAAUGCUCGGAGGGUCGACAUGAAGGUAAAUAAAGUUUUCAAACUAGACUGUAAGGACAUACACUGUAACGAAAUAAUAGUUAAAAAAUUUUAAAAUUAAAUUUCAGCUAACUCCGGAUUUCUGGUCGUUUUAUUAUGCGUGAUCUUGGUGACAUGUUUGUUGAUGAUUGGAGUCGCCGUUUGCACAAUUAUGCAUCGAUUCUAUUCCCAACAAAAGUCGGGGGGAUCGAGGAAAAACAGCUCGACAUCAACGGAAAAGGGGGUAAGUCUCUUUUUACUUAUUCUUUAAGAUUUGUUGAAGACAGGUCUCAAUUACAAUUUUUUUUUGCUUUAUUAUCUUUUCCACUAUAAUCAAUGUAACUUUAGAGUCCGCAAUGCCCAUUAGUUGGCGAUAAAAAUACAGUAUGCUCAUUGAAAUUCCCGGAAGAUCGAUUGGAAGUGAUCACGGAAGAGGAAGACGAGAAAGAAUUCACAUCAGAGUGUUCGGAGGUCAAUGGGAACGACAAAUUAUCAGAGGCAAUCACAGAAGAGGUCUCGAAUCACAGUUCUGGCCAAGGGACACCCACCAGUGGGCACCGGGCCAGCUUUAUUUACAAAAAAGGUGUGUUAUUCUACUUGAUGUCCAAUACUUUUUAUUUUAAUCAUAACGUUCCGUCCUAACUCAAUGCAUUUGUAUCCCUUUCCUAUUCCAGACCAAGUCAUUCUCCCCACCCAACUCCAAGCUCAGCGUCGCAACUCCCAGCCGCUGAUAUUCCCGAUCGAAUCUCCGAAGAAAGCCUUGACGACGUUUGGGUAA